AGUAAUAUAGCCAACUACUAUAGUAAUAUAACACCGGACAACAGUAAUAUAGCCCCAAACAACAGUAAUAUAGCCCCCGACAACAAUAAUAUAGCCACAGACAACAGUAAUAUAGCCACAGACAACAGUCAUAUAGCCACAGACAACAGUAAUAUAGCCACAGACAACAGUAAUAUAGCCCCCGACAACAGUAAUAUAGCCACAGACAACAGUAAUAUAGCCCCAGACAACAGUCAUAUAGCCACAGACAACAGUAAUAUAGCCCCAGGCAACAGUCAUAUAGCCCCAGACAACAGUAAUAUAGCCACAGACAACAGUAAUAUAGCCCCAGGCAACAGUAAUAUAGCCCCAGACAACAGUCAUAUAGCCCCAAACAACAGUAAUAUAGCCCCAGGCAUCAGUCAUAUAGCCCCAGACAAGUCAUAUAGCCCCAGACAAGUCAUAUAG
Messenger RNA from Procambarus clarkii (red swamp crayfish), 447 nucleotides. Lineage: Eukaryota; Metazoa; Arthropoda; Malacostraca; Decapoda; Cambaridae. The record is from RefSeq and is a predicted model, not a curated record.